Molecule: messenger RNA, 4383 nt
Organism: Saccharomyces mikatae IFO 1815
Lineage: Eukaryota; Fungi; Ascomycota; Saccharomycetes; Saccharomycetales; Saccharomycetaceae
Gene: RPO31
Product: DNA-directed RNA polymerase III core subunit RPO31
Exons: 1
Coding region: 1-4383 (1460 amino acids)
Biological process (GO): DNA-templated transcription
Molecular function (GO): DNA binding; DNA-directed RNA polymerase activity
Source: RefSeq, a predicted model, not a curated record
AUGAAGGAAGUUGUCGUCAGUGAAACCCCAAAGAGGAUCAAAGGCCUGGAAUUUAGCGCUCUAAGCGCUGCUGAUAUCGUUGCCCAAUCAGAAGUGGAAGUGUCGACUAGAGACCUUUUCGAUCUAGAGAAAGAUCGUGCUCCAAAGGCAAAUGGUGCUUUAGACCCUAAGAUGGGUGUCUCGUCUUCCAGCCUUGAAUGUGCGACCUGUCACGGCAACCUGGCAUCGUGCCAUGGCCAUUUUGGUCACCUGAAAUUGGCUCUACCCGUUUUUCAUAUUGGGUAUUUUAAGGCUACUAUCCAAAUAUUACAAGGUAUCUGUAAAAACUGUUCUGCAAUAUUGUUAUCAGAAACAGAUAAAAGACAUUUUUUGCAAGAAUUACGUCGUCCAGGAGUGGACAAUUUAAGGCGUAUGGGUAUUUUGAAGAAAAUUUUGGAUCAAUGUAAGAAACAAAGAAGAUGUCUACAUUGUGGUGCUCUAAAUGGUGUAGUGAAAAAAGCUGCUGCUGGUGCCGGUUCUGCUGCGUUGAAAAUUAUUCACGAUACGUUCCGUUGGGUAGGUAAAAAAUCGGCUCCUGAAAAGGAUAUUUGGGUAGGUGAAUGGAAGGAAGUCCUCACACAUAAUCCAGAACUAGAGCGUUAUGUGAAACGUUGUAUGGAUGAUUUGAAUCCAUUGAAAACUUUAAAUCUUUUCAAGCAAAUUAAGUCAGCAGAUUGUGAAUUACUUGGUAUAGAUGCCACAGUUCCUUCUGGUAGGCCAGAAACUUACAUCUGGAGAUAUUUACCCGCACCUCCAGUUUGUAUAAGGCCUUCUGUUAUGAUGCAAGACUCACCAGCAUCUAACGAAGAUGAUUUGACGGUAAAGCUAACAGAAAUAGUUUGGACUUCAUCUUUGAUCAAAGCCGGCCUUGACAAGGGAAUUUCGAUCAAUAACAUGAUGGAACAUUGGGAUUAUUUGCAACUAACUGUUGCAAUGUACAUCAAUUCUGAUUCGGUUAAUCCUGCCAUGUUACCAGGUUCAUCCAAUGGCGGUGGAAAAGUAAAACCCAUCAGAGGGUUCUGUCAAAGACUGAAAGGUAAACAGGGUAGGUUUAGAGGUAAUUUGUCCGGUAAACGUGUUGAUUUUUCAGGUAGGACAGUUAUUUCUCCGGAUCCAAACUUGUCUAUUGACGAGGUUGCUGUCCCAGAUCGUGUUGCAAAAGUUUUAACAUACCCUGAGAAGGUCACCAGAUAUAAUAGACAUAAAUUACAAGAGUUAAUCGUAAAUGGGCCUAAUGUUCAUCCUGGCGCCAAUUAUUUAUUAAAAAGAAAUGAAGAUGCAAGAAGAAAUCUAAGGUAUGGUGAUCGUUUGAAGCUGGCUAAAAAUUUACAAAUUGGUGAUGUUGUCGAAAGACAUUUAGAAGACGGUGACGUGGUCCUAUUUAACCGUCAACCAUCCUUACAUAGACUAUCAAUUUUGUCACAUUAUGCUAAAAUUCGUCCAUGGAGGACAUUUAGAUUAAACGAGUGUGUUUGCACACCUUAUAACGCAGACUUCGAUGGUGACGAGAUGAACCUACAUGUUCCACAAACUGAAGAGGCCCGUGCAGAAGCCAUCAACUUGAUGGGUGUGAAAAAUAACCUAUUAACCCCUAAAUCAGGUGAACCUAUUAUUGCAGCUACGCAAGAUUUUAUUACUGGUUCAUACUUGAUAUCACACAAAGAUUCCUUUUACGACCGUGCUACAUUGACCCAAUUAUUGUCCAUGAUGUCUGAUGGAAUCGAACAAUUUGACAUACCACCCCCUGCUAUCAUGAAACCAUACUACUUAUGGACCGGAAAACAAGUUUUUUCACUUUUAAUAAAACCAAAUCACAAUUCCCCAGUUGUAAUAAACCUAGACGCAAAAAAUAAAGUCUUUGUCCCUCCGAAGUCAAAAUCCUUGCCAAAUGAAAUGUCACAGAAUGAUGGGUUCGUAAUUAUUAGAGGCUCUAAAAUUCUCAGUGGAGUGAUGGAUAAAUCUGUUUUGGGUGAUGGUAAAAAGCAUUCCGUUUUUUAUACGAUAUUGAGAGAUUACGGUCCACAAGAAGCCGCCAACGCUAUGAAUAGAAUGGCUAAAUUAUGCGCUAGAUUCUUAGGUAACAGAGGUUUUUCUAUCGGUAUCAAUGAUGUUACGCCUGCUGAUGAUUUGAAGCAAAAGAAAGAAGAGCUAGUUGAGAUUGCUUAUAGUAAGUGUGAUGAGUUAAUUACAUUAUUUAAUAAAGGUGAACUAGAAACACAACCUGGUUGCAACGAAGAACAAACUCUGGAGGCUAAGAUAGGUGGGCUUUUGUCCAAAGUUAGAGAAGAAGUCGGUGAUGUUUGUAUUAAUGAAUUAGAUAAUUGGAAUGCACCACUAAUUAUGGCUACUUGUGGUUCUAAAGGUUCCACAUUAAAUGUUUCUCAAAUGGUGGCUGUCGUUGGCCAACAAAUUAUUUCUGGUAAUCGUGUUCCUGAUGGUUUCCAAGAUCGUUCUUUACCACAUUUCCCCAAGAAUUCAAAAACACCUCAAUCCAAAGGUUUCGUUAGAAACUCUUUCUUCUCAGGCUUAUCUCCUCCGGAAUUUUUGUUUCAUGCUAUUUCCGGUCGUGAAGGUCUAGUCGAUACGGCUGUCAAAACUGCAGAGACUGGCUAUAUGUCUCGUAGAUUAAUGAAGUCUUUGGAAGAUUUGUCUUGUCAAUACGACAACACAGUCAGAACUUCUGCCAAUGGUAUUGUUCAGUUCACAUAUGGUGGCGAUGGUUUAGACCCACUUGAAAUGGAAGGUAAUGCACAACCAGUCAAUUUCAACAGAAGUUGGGACCACGCAUACAAUAUUACUUUCAAUAACCAAGACGAGGGAUUACUACCCUACGCGAUCAUGCAAACCACAAAUGAGAUAUUGAGACCAUUGGAAGAAAGAUUGGUUCGGUACGAUAAUAGUGGAUGUUUAGUCAAGGAGGAAAACUUGAACAAGGCCGAAUAUGUAGAUCAAUAUGACGCCGAGAGGGAUUUCUACCGGUCACUAAAGGAGUAUAUUAAUUUGAAAGCUACUGCUUUAGCUAAUUUAAGAAAAUCCAGAGGAAUGCUAGAGCUUCUUGAACCUCCAACAAAAGAAUCAGAGAAGGUAGAUCCUGACAAACUUGUUCCCGAUAAUGUUAAAACUUCAGUAAGCCAACUUUAUAGAAUCAGUGAAAAAUCUGUGAGAAAGUUUUUAGAAAUUGCCCUUUAUAAAUAUCGUAAGGCAAGACUUGAGCCAGGUACUGCCAUUGGUGCCAUUGGCGCUCAAUCUAUUGGUGAACCAGGUACACAAAUGACGUUGAAGACUUUCCAUUUCGCUGGUGUCGCCUCCAUGAACGUCACAUUAGGUGUACCUCGUAUCAAGGAAAUUAUCAAUGCUUCUAAGGUUAUUUCUACACCUAUAAUCAACGCCGUACUGGUAAAUGAUAAUGAUGAAAGGGCUGCCAGAGUUGUUAAAGGUCGAGUCGAAAAGACAUUGCUAUCGGACGUAGCAUACUAUGUCCAAGAUGUUUACAAGGACAACUUGUCCUUCAUUCAAGUACGAAUUGAUUUAGGUACCAUUGAUAAACUACAAUUGGAGCUGACCAUAGAAGAUAUCGCAGUUGCAAUAACCAGAGCCGCUAAAUUAAAAAUACAAGCGUCCGAUGUCAAUAUUAUCGGUAAAGAUCGUAUUGCAAUCAAUGUAUUCCCAGAAGGUUACAAAGCAAGAUCAAUAUCCACAUCGGCAAAAGAACCAAGUGAGAAUGACGUUUUCUACAGAAUGCAGCAAUUACGUCGUGCGCUUCCUGAUGUUGUCGUUAAAGGUUUACCUGAUAUAUCUCGUGCGGUGAUUAAUAUUCGGGAUGACGGUAAGAGAGAGUUAUUGGUUGAAGGUUACGGUCUGCGAGAUGUUAUGUGUACAGACGGUGUUAUUGGAUCUAGAACUACGACUAACCAUGUUUUGGAAGUUUUCUCCGUUCUAGGUAUUGAAGCUGCAAGAUAUAGUAUCAUUAGAGAAAUUAACUAUACCAUGAGUAAUCACGGUAUGAGUGUCGAUCCACGUCAUAUUCAACUAUUAGGUGAUGUUAUGACAUAUAAAGGUGAAGUGUUGGGUAUUACAAGAUUUGGUUUAAGUAAAAUGAGAGACUCUGUCUUGCAACUAGCUUCCUUCGAAAAGACGACGGACCACUUAUUCGAUGCAGCCUUUUAUAUGAAAAAGGAUGCCGUUGAAGGUGUUUCUGAAUGUAUUAUUUUGGGACAAACUAUGUCGAUUGGUACCGGUUCUUUCAAAGUCGUUAAAGGUACUAAUAUAUCUGAAAGGGAUUUAGUACCAAAGCCAUGUCUGUUUGAAAGUCUUUCAAAUGAGGCGGCGUUGAAAGCGAACUGA